This is a messenger RNA of Puccinia graminis f. sp. tritici CRL 75-36-700-3, 1397 nucleotides long. RefSeq lists its product as uncharacterized. Lineage: Eukaryota; Fungi; Basidiomycota; Pucciniomycetes; Pucciniales; Pucciniaceae. Gene Ontology annotation, cellular component: ribonucleoprotein complex. The coding region runs from base 48 to 1397 and encodes 449 amino acids. Gene Ontology annotation, molecular function: RNA binding. The transcript is spliced from 2 exons. The record is from RefSeq and is a predicted model, not a curated record.
CCCCCCACCUACCUCACUUCCGAUCAACAAAUUCUAUUCACUCUAUCAUGAAAAACUCCCACAUGUACUACUCUAGCUCUGCUGCCGCCUCUGGCGCUCCAAUGUCCUUGCCGACCCGCCGCCGGAGCCAAUCCGCUCCCGAAUAUCUCACUCGCAGGGCACAUGUCCCCGUGGGCCAUUGUGCGUUGGCCUCGCAAACUCAUAGCAUCACUUCAUCAAAAAAUCCCAGCAUACGUAACCGUUCUACCACAGCCUCCGCAGCCAUAGUUUCCUCCCCUACACGUUACUGUAGCCGUUCUGCUGUCGAAUGCCGCGGGCCACCUACCCUCGCGGGUUAUUCAGUGUUCACCUCGCAAACUCGUAGUUUGAAUAAUACGAGAAACACUUGCAGCUUGAAUGAUAUCAGCAGUUGUGUCCCAUCCACGGCCCCUCUUGUCCUGCCGGCCCAUCUUCCGUGCCUCCAACCUCCGGUUGUGAAUUCAGCCAUUGCUGGUAUCUCUUCCGCUUGCACCCCCUUGAACCACUUUCCGCCCCAACAUGCCAGUCGAACCACUAGUGUAGAUCAUUCAGUCUUUGUCGGCGACUUGCCUGGAAGUAUCACCCACGAACAGAUCGUAAAAGUAUUCAGCCAAGUUUCUCCAAUUUUAAAAAUCAGUAUCCGGUACCCUAGGAGUCAGGCCAUCAAAAAGCUACGGGCCUAUGCCUACGUCACCUAUCACUCUGCCGAGGAUGCCAGUACGGCUAUCAGAGAGUUCAAUCAAACGGUAUUUGAAGGAAAACCAUGUCGUGUUGUGCGAGUCCAACAUGAUGACUUGAAAAGUAACAAGGAAGCUAACAUUUACGUCGGAGGCUUGCCCCCAUCGCUCACUGGUGUAGCUUUUCACGAUACGUUUUCUGAAUUCGGAGAAAUUCUGUCUUCUAAGUUGGUAGUAAACCCCAAAAACGUAUCGAACCCUUUUGGAUUUAUCCAAUACGCGACCGCGGAAGAAGCGGAAAUAGCCAUACAGAAAACAAAUGGUGCGACGCUUGAUAUGAAGGAUUCGACGCGACCCAUCAGCACCAGUUUGUUCGAAGGACAAGCAAAGCCGCCUCGGCAACCCCCGUUUCACAACGUCUACUUUAAAAAUAUACCCAAAGACAUCACUCGCCGUUGUUUCGAUCAGUUCUGCGAGGAGUUUGGUCCUACAACUUCCACAUUUUUGAAAAAGGAUGCAGACGGAAAGCCCAUGGGGAUCGGGUUUGCUAACUUUUCAAACACAAAUGACGCGGUAAAGAUUGUUGAAUACAUACGUCAAUAUGCACCUAUGGGGUUACACGCAGCUCGUGCUUACACCAGAGGUGAACGGAAUCGCUAUCAAUCCCGAAGAGUUCCUAAAACGGCCAAGGCGCAGGCUUGA